Molecule: messenger RNA, 846 nt
Organism: Phodopus roborovskii (desert hamster)
Lineage: Eukaryota; Metazoa; Chordata; Mammalia; Rodentia; Cricetidae
Gene: Eef1e1
Product: eukaryotic translation elongation factor 1 epsilon 1
Exons: 4
Coding region: 45-569 (174 amino acids)
Biological process (GO): positive regulation of DNA damage response, signal transduction by p53 class mediator
Cellular component (GO): nucleus; cytoplasm; aminoacyl-tRNA synthetase multienzyme complex
Source: RefSeq, a predicted model, not a curated record
CCCAGCAGUGCAGGCUCCGCCCCCGCCAGGAGCUGGGCCAGAAGAUGGCGGCAGCCGCGGAGCUGAAGCUGCUGGAGAGGUCUCUGGGACUGAGGCCGGGGAAUAAGUACAGCGCUCAGGGCGAGCGACAGAUUCCAGUUCUACAAACGAACAAUGGUCCAAGUCUAAUGGGAUUGGCCACCAUCGCAACCCAUCUAGUCAAACAAGCCAAUAAAGAGCACUUGCUGGGGAGCACCGCAGAAGAAAAGGCCAUCGUUCAGCAGUGGUUAGAGUACAGGACCACCCAAGUAGAUGGACACUCCAGUAAAGAAGACAUCCACACCCUGCUGAAGGAUCUGAAUUCCUAUCUUGAAGACAAAGUCUACCUUGCAGGCUAUAACUUCACCUUGGCAGACAUCCUACUGUACUACGGGCUCCAUCGCUUUAUAGUUGACCUGACAGUUCAAGAAAAGGAGAAAUAUCUUAAUGUGUCUCGCUGGUUUUGUCACAUUCAGCAUUACCCUGACAUCAGGCAACAUCUGUCUAGUGUUGUCUUCAUCAAGAACAGACUGUAUGCUAACUCCCACUAGAAGUCCCUGCUGUGCAGCAGCAAGAUUAGAAGUGUAAUGGAAAAUGUAUUUUGGACCAUGGUUCUAAUGUAAAUUAAUAUGAUGUCAUCGUUUCUUUGUUAAUGUUGGUAGAAUUUUUAAUGUGUAAACUCAAGUCUGGCUGUCCCUUAGUUGAAGCUUUGCAGUUUUUUAAUGUAAAAGUUCAACUGUCAUCCAAACAAAUCACAAUCGGGUUACAAAUUAUCUCGUAUUUAUAGGUGAAAUUUAUUUUAAUAAAAGUUGCAAAUCAGUGUCAAAA